GUCGGAGCUGCCCCGAGCUCUGUUUGCCCCCUUCCCCCCUGCUGGGAGCCCUCGGGCCCGGCACAGGCGGUUGCACGUUGGUGGUGCUGCGGUGGGGCCUUAGGGAGCGUUUGAGGCAGGUGUUCGCUUAUGUUGCUGCUGUAGGAUAUAGCGGCCAAAACCAGGUACUGUGUGCUUUGGGUGCUCUGGGGGCGUAGUAGUUGCGGGCACGGUUGUGCAGCCUCGGUACACGCAACUACUCCCUCAGCUAAGCAGAAGCUGCGGCCUUUUAGCCCACGGUGAUCGUCAGGUGCCGACGGCCGUGACGCGUUGCCGCCAAGCCCUGCCCUGAGGCUCGAGAUAGCAGAGGUAUCGGUCGAGAUAGCGGUCGGGCCCGAAGCUCUCAGCUCCAGUGCCACAGGAGCGAGCAGGUCUGUGUUGUGGAUGGGGCCUUCUGCUUCUGUUCACCAAUGAUAGAACGUCAUCUCAGCUUGAAAGAAAAUGUCUACACCUAAUGUCACAGCAAGAGUGGAAACCUGGCUUUCAUCUACAUGGCACGUUAAAGUUCCUUUGACGUGGCUGGAAGCAUGUAUUAAUUGGAUUCAGGAAGAAAAUGGUGGUGGCAACUUAAGUCAAGCUCAAAUUAACAGGCAGGUGUUUGAGCAAUGGCUGCUUACAGACCUAAGAGAUUUGGAAUAUCCGGUUUUGCCUGAUGGUAUCUUAGAUGCCCCCAAAGGAGAGUUGUCUGGCUUUUAUUCCCUGCAGAUUGACUCGUUGCUUGAUGUUAGCCAACCGGCAUAUUCCCAGUUGCAGAAGAUAAGAGGGAAAAGUACUGUAAAUGAAGAAGUAACAGCCAAUACUCAGGCAUUCCAGAAGCCCUGGGAAGCAAAGCCCACCCGAAUGCUGAUGCUGCAGCUAACUGAUGGGAUACAUCAAAUCCAGGGCAUGGAGUAUCAGCCAGUGCCUGUCCUCCAUAGCAGCCUUCCACCUGGAACAAAAAUCACUGUGCAUGGUAAUGUUGCCUAUCGUCUUGGAGUCCUUUUGCUUAAACCAGAAAAUGUAAAACUGUUGGGUGGUGAGGUGGAUGCUCUUCUGGAGGAGUAUUCUCAGGAAAGGGUCCUUGCUAGAUUACUUGGAGAAGCUGAGAACCCUGAUUCUGUUGGACAACCUGGUCAUGAACAAAUUGUUCCAGGUCCUGUGGAUGAAUUAGGACAAACUCUAGGCCCUUCAGAUGAAGAGCUCUUGGCCAGUCUUGAUGAAAAUAACGAUUUUAUUUUAAACAAUGAAACACCUUUAGAUAGUGGGUACUGCAGUAGGAGCAACAAUUUUAGUACAGCCUCAGGUUCACUCACUACACACAAUGAAAAUACUUUGCAACAGGAAUCAGUAAAUCUUUUGCCUCAUUCAGAUGAACAAACUCCACCUCCUAUGGAGUAUGACGAUGCCUUUUUAAAUGACUUUCCUUUGGAAGAUGACAUCCUUCUGGAAGAAGAGAUCCAAAGAGAGCUAGAAGAAGUGCCGUCAGUUGCCAGGAAUGGAAAUGUAAAUUUAAGUACUGAGAGAAUUCCACAUAUGUACCAAAGCUCCCGUGGUCCAUCUUUAAAUGAAACUUCUGGAAAAGAUGAUGGAUAUGAAAAGGAGAAGCCUGUAGAAGUUACCAGCGAGCAAAAAAAUCUUGGAAGAACAGUAUCCACUGGAGAUAGAACUAGUACUAGUGGCUUUUUACAGUGUAACAGUGUAUCUCAGGUCUGCAGCUCUUCUGGAACUGCCCUUCUGGAAGUUUCUCAUGAGGAAAGACAGGAUGAUUUAGGCCUGGAUGAGAGCAGCUGUCAAUCCCAUCAUGCUCCUGACAGCAGGCAGUUGAACAAGGAUCCUGUACCUUUCUCAAAAACUGAUUCAGAAGCAGAUCAGCAGGCCAUUCUUUGCAGACCAGAAAAUGCAUGUGAUCUCGAUUUAGAUUCUCCACCUUUCACAUACAUUUCCCUUCUCCUUGCAAAAAAGCCAGAAACUGUUACAGUUGUGAAAGUGAAGUGUUUUAUUGUAACUCUUACUGGAAAUCUCACAAGCAGUAAUGGGUCCUGGGGUAUAAAAGCUAAAGUUUCCGAUGGCUCUGCUUACCUUGAAGUAGAUUUUGCUGAUGAUAUUCUAACAAGUUUGAUAGGAUUUUCAGUGCCUGAAAUGCAUAUGUUGAGAAAAGAUCCAGCUUUACAACCAAAGCUUAAGGAUGGUUUAGAAAGAUGUCAGAAACAAUUGAUAGAUCUCUGUUGUUUGAUGACUAUAGAGUUUAAUCCGUUUCAGUCUAAAGCCACUGUCUUAGUUCUACAGGAUACUGAUGCAAGACAUCUAGAACAACUGAAGAAACGUUUAAGUAAGGAACAUGUGCAGAGCUACUGACCUAACAGAAACAUUUAAGUUAAUAUUUCCUCCAAGAGUUGAAAGUUUAACAUUUUGAAUUUAAGUGGCAUGCCUUUUCUUUCAGAGAAAGUUGUAGAAAAAUGAGAAGAGAGGAUGAAUUGAUGGGAAAGAAUUUAGCACUGUGCUUCUUAAGUGACAGCAUUGAAAUACAUUUUCACAUAGUUCUGGCUUUAUUUUAAAACGUUCAUGUAUCCUUCUAAUUCAGCAAAAUCUUCUGUGUUCUUGACUGGUAUUCUGUAGGAGCAGAUUUUGUCAGGAAAUGAAUAAUAAAGAACAAACCUGCUCAUUCUUACUCUUUCUCAAGGAUGAAUUCUUACCUGAUAUUUAAAAGGUAUCAGUGGAGGAAAGCAGUUGAAUAAAUCACGAUAGAAUUAUUGUUUAGGUGUGAUCACUUCUGAAUAUGCCAGCUUGAAAACUUGAGUGGAUAGUGUUUGUGCAAGAGCCUGAAUAAUAGAGAAGUGGAAGAUUUUUUUUUCUAAAUAUUCAGGUGUAGGAAAACCCAAAAAACCUAUGUAUACAUAAAUGGGAUUAAAAAAAAAACAAACAAAACACUUUUUAAAAAUAUUUGGCAAAUUAAAAAAUAUAUUUUAUUAGCAGAAAAUAAUUAUUUUAACAAAUAUGUUUCUAUGUUUUGACAUGUUAAUCAUUGCUAAUAUUUUUGAACCCAGGCAAACUUAUUCAUUAGCUCUUACAGUGUUUAUUAGUCUAAUCUCUCCAAGUAUUGUUAAAUGCUUGUGCUACAAAUCUCUCUUUUUUUUUUUUUUAUCUCCUUUGUUUUGUAUUUCUGCUUUUAGAGUGCAUAAAAGUAAACAUUAAACUUUUUGUAUAAAUUUUGGUGAAUGCUGUUCUGUCACCUUCAGAGCAAAAUUGCAAGUCUUUUUGAGUGUAUAGAGAAUGAGAAAUAUUUUUGUUUGGUUUCCUUUCCUUCUUCCCACUCUUUAACCUUCAUUUUGCUGUAUGAAAUGAGUAGAAUUCUGAAUUCUUCUAGGAGCAGUGUGAUGACAGCAGAAGUUUGUGCACUGAGAACUUGCUGAGAAUGUAGAAUGGAUAGUGAAGAGAGGGAUUUUUCAUUUGGGUUGUCAUUAGUUAAGUUUUUCAUAGCCUUUUCUCUUUCUAAACCACGGCUGCUAGAACUUUGGAAGUUGCUCUGAGAGUCUGUCAGUAUUGUUUCCCUGCUUUGCCCCCAGUUGAGAGUUUUUCUUCAGGACUCCAAGGGACUUAAAGAAAAGUAGAGAUGAUUUACUAAAUAAGAUAAAAAAUGGCUGCAGAUGGAGAAAGGGAAAGUUUUGUGAGGCAAGGGCCUUUUUAUGCCUUUUUGUUUCCAACAACUUAGAAAUUUAUGAAUUCCUGUGUUGCUUUUUACUUCCUCUGCUUCCCUUUCUCUCUCCACUCUGAAGAGAAUCUGAGCAUACCAUAACCCUGUUAGCUGUCUGUUUUUUAUAUUCUUGUCUGUUGAGAGUUGUGUGUCAUUUAGAAUUGUAAUAGCAAAAAUCUAGAUUGAUAUGAAUAAUCAAUUUUUGAAGCAACUGAAGCUCCGGCAUUAUAAUGUGUUUGUUAAUAGGGAACUGACCAAGCUUCAUCUCAGGCAAUUCCCUUAAAAUGUAAUACAGAUGACUAAUCUAAGGUAGUUUUAUGGAAAACUUUUACAUUUAUUGAAGUUGGGGGAAUUACUUAAUUUUAUUUGAGAAGUUAACUUUAUCAUGAAAAAGAAGUCUUUUAAGUUUGAGCGAAACAAACUGUCCACGCAUAUUCUACCAAUGAAAUGCAAGAGCAAACCAUUCAAAGCACUUAAAGUAAGUGUUAUCAUUGUCUGAGCUGAUCACCUCAAGUCAAACUUUCACUCUUCCUGCAUUUGCAUUUUUCUUCUGCUGAAAGAAGUUCAUAUGCGUCCCCCCCUCCCUUGGCCUUCUCCCUGCUGGAAAGAGACAAUGUUACUUGCCAGAUCUGUUCCCUCUCGCCUCCUGCCCCACACCUAAGUCUUCAGCUUCUGAAUAUCCUUUUCCUGGAAGGCUUCUGUGCAUGUUGUCAAGUGUAUGCAACAAUAUAAAUCUCAGUACUGCUGUCCGUUCAGUGCUUCACUGCUCAGCAGUACAGUUCAGUACGAUUUUCAGACAUGUGUUGAUUUCUGAUCUGUGUUUAAGAAUUAAUGACAAAUAUUAUGUUUUGUUUUGUUUUCAGAUAAGAAAAGAAAUAAAAUUUCAGCAUACUUAAUUAACAGGAACAAAAGAAGCAGUGACAUAACUGGUUGUGUGCACCUAUAGUUAGUUCGUGCACAAUUCACUUUAUUGGCGAUUGGAACCAACUUUGCUAUUUCUGAUCACAAUGCUUAUGUGCCGUGAGUACAUAUGAUGUAUGUAUGUUGCCUUUGCAUGCCAAGCACUGAUGCAUGUCUGUCUUUCGAUAAUCAGAAUUCUUACAGGUCAGGUAAGCAAACAGGCUGCAACCUCCCAUCUGUGUUUGUGAUCAAGAAGAGAGGUGUGAAUGCACUUUGCUUGGAAGUGGUUCAGAAUUCUGUUACAAGCUGAUGAAGAUGAUAGUCAAUAUAAGUCAAAAGCUGCAUGUAGCGUUCUGUCAGAAAGCAGCUCCUGCUCUUUCUGUCCUCUCUUCUUUUCACUCUUCCUUAACUGUGCCCUACUUUUUUUAAGGAUAUUCACUCUCACAGUAGCAUAAAGCAGUAGCUAGACCAAAGGAUGUGGCAGGUUUCUAAAUAGAAUAGGCCUCAAAAACAGUUUGGGGACUAGUCUAAUCCUAUUGGAUACAAGUUUUUCCACGAUGAUGCAUGUCACUGUAACCUGACAAUGUGGUCUUGUUGAAUGAAGGCAGCAUCCCAGGGAAGGAAGAAACAGCCUGUUGUGAUAAUAUCGCCUUGAAGUGCCAGUUAGUAAUGGUAAAGCACUUCCGAAAGGAUGUGCUUAAUGACUCCAUCUAAGAGCAUUUCAGUGACUUCAUGCUGAAAGAAUGGUAUUUCAGGUCAUAUCAGUAAGAGAAGUUCUCAUAAAAGCUAAGUGGCGAAUCGUAACAUUUGGUACCAGGCAUAUUUCUUAGUGUCUUGUUAUAGUAAUGUCAAGUAUUUCUGUUUAGAAUAAAAUGCCAGUAACGUCAAGUCUUUCUUGGUAGGUAGUUAAGAAUGAAUUACAGCAGAGUGUUUCUGAGUUAUCCUAGUGGGUAGCAAACUUUAAUGUAUUUACCUGGGAGAAAAGGGCAAAAAGGACUUCAAAAUGUAAAUAGUACUUCUUAUUUCAGAUCCAGAAUUCUCUGCAUUACAGUCCCCGAAGAAAUGGAACAGCAGAACAACAACAAUGACAGAAAUGGGAGGUAGGGUCAGCUUGACACUGCAAUUUUGUUAAGUUCCACAGAAAAGGCACAAGUUUCCUACAUAUCAACUUCUGCUAUCCGUGUACAGACUUCUGUAUUAGUAUGUCUCUACUAAAUCCUUUUUCCUUAAGGGUUGUUUUUUUGUUGUUUUUUUUUUUCUUUUUCCCUGCUUACACUGGGUUUUCCAACAUGGCAAAGCUGUAGUGUGUUCCUGUCAGAAUCUGUCCUGCUUUUGUUUCUUAGACUGAAGAAACUUAUCCUCUCCAGGGAGUGAUGUGUGCUUCAGUCCCCUGACCACCUUGGCAGCCUACUGCUGGACAUGCUCCAGUGUUUUUUUUAUGCUACUGAGCUCAAAAUAGGACACAGUGCUCCAAAUGUGGUCUCACAAAGCACUGAAAACAGGAAGGAUUGCUUUCUUGAAGCUGCUUGCUGCCGUCCAGUAAAGCUUGGUAUACAAUUAGUUACCCUAACUGUAAGGACACUAUGCUUCUUAUCUGCCUUGUCUUCUGCAGUAUGCAGCGCUGCCUUUCUGCAGAUCCUGAUAAUAGAACUGGGGAAGUGUGAGGCAGGAAGCAGACCUUAAUCCUCGAGAAACAAGACUUGAAACAAACAAAUGAAAACUACUGAGUACCUCAAUCGUUCCCAUGUACUUUGUCCUCUCUGAUUCAGUGGUGAGCUCCCAUUUUUCACCAUCCCUGAAUAUACUUAUAGAAAUGCUGUUUGCUGCCAUGCUCAUCCUUGUGUACUUUCCUAGUGUCCCUACAGUUUUCCAGAAGUUCCUUCCAUGUGCUUCCUUAGUCACACUGAGUUCAGCCAGGGUCUGCCUGCUCAACCCUCUGUGGCACCUGCUUGGUGUUUGGUGCUUUUCUAGGCCUGCUUCAGAGAAGUUGUCCUAGGGAAGCAGCUUGUGGGCCUGCCCCAAGCAGGGGGCAGUCUCUCACUGAAUCCAGGUAGAUACCUAAGUGAGCUUCAAACUGAUUUCCAGAAGCUCAGAAUUAUAACUCUUUUACCUUGCUCACUACUUGAAGCAUUUUAAACCACACAGUAUCAGGAUCACUCAGCCAGGCCUAUCCUCAGCUGUGCCUAUCUUGAGGUCUUGUCUAUGAGGCUCAGGUCCCUCAGAGCAUUGUCUGCCAUCCAUUCACUGUUCACCUGCAUCUUUGUACCUGUAUAGCUGAUGUAAGUUGUUUAGGGGAAGGUUUUGUAUUGUAACACAAUUCACCAUAAUGAUGGGUUUAAACUAGCUUUUGUAGUCUGAGUACUGGAAGAAUCUACCACUGAACAGCAAGAGAAGUUGCGUAAAAGACAAUGGCAAUAUGCAGUCUCUUGUUUUGUGCUAGAUGAAUUUUUAGAAAAUAUAACUUUUCCACUAUUUUCAAAGACAGUCAACUGAUUUCAACAAAGUUUUUAGAAUAUGAAAAUGGUCAGCCCACAGGCAAAUACCCUUUCAUCAGUAAUACAGCCUGACUGGAUAAGCAGCUGGAAAAGAUGUUUGUAGGAGGAAUGACAGGCCUGAGACUUUUACAGGCAAAGGAAUUUCCCUAGUUCCUGAGGAAGUUCUCACAAGUUCAUUUGCCAAAGAAAAGAAAUCUACUUCAACUUGGUGGCUACUGAAAGCAAGGUAGGAAUUUGAGUCUGAGUAGCUGAAUGCAUCUAAUUUUCAGCUCUUGAGCGCCUUGUUGGUAAUUGGGGUGGGAAUUUGGAAAUAUUUGGUAUUUAGUGCUGUAUAAAUGAGCAUCUAUGCCUGCUUCAGAACCACCUAACUCUUUGAAGAAGUUCUGCUUAGAGAUUGUGCAGUUAACCCAGCUGGCAUGAACCACCCUGACACAUUACACGUGUUCUUUUUGUAUCUCUUUGGAAUUUUGUCCUUAGAUGAGAAAAGCCUUCCUUGGGAGAGGGGGAGGAGUGGGGAGGAGGAAGUGGCAGGUUAUUAUUUCUGCAUAAAGGGUCAAGGGGUUUUUAUAAUGAUGUUGAUAAUUACAGAACAGCAAUGAGGCAGUAAAUAACAGCCUGAUCUUAAAGUACUGGCAGAAUCAUAGCCUCUUUCACAGAGAUCUUUUUAGAUUAAAAAAAAAAUCCUAAAACAUUGAGGUGAAAAUAUGUACGUAUAAGAGAGUCUGUAACAGGAAAGAAUGUGAUUUAUGGUCGUUAUGAGGAAAUGUUCUACACCAGCAGCACUGAGGAAGAAAUAACUGCAAUUACAAGCUAAAUGUUUGCAGCUGACUUUUCUGCAUGUAAGACAAUUUCACUUAAUAUUUACCAUUACAGUACAAUCAUUAUUUAACAAAUGUAUAGUGUGUAUAAAGUACAGACAAGAAUAUUACUAAUUGCCUGAUUUGUAGUUAUUUAUUUUACAGACCAGUGCUGCUGACUACCUAAGCACAUACUUAAAUAAUUUACCUCCAGUUAGAAGUGUUAGUGUAGUUACCCUCGCACAGAUUCUCACAAGAAAACAUUAUUAAGUAGAAUGAGUAAGUAAAGAUCUACUUUUAACUUAAAACAUUCAGAAAUAGUCCAGUAGAUACAUGCUGUGAAAAGAUGUGCUUUUCCCUUUAACUUACAGAUCAAUUAUUCUUGAGUACAAAAAGUGACAAAAAAUACCCUUGAGCUGCCCAAGAGUUGCCAGGAUAUGUGCAGCAGGAACCUAUGUAUAAAAAUAAAAUGAAAGAACAAAAAAAUAUUUCUUAAAAGUACUUUAAAUUGUGCAAGGAUGCUGAAGGAAGAUUUACUUUUUAUUUUAGCAGUCACUAGGAAAGCAUGUGUUCAGCUGCAAAGCUAAUAGGCAUGAACUGUUAAAUACUGUAAUGUGAUCACAUUCAUUAAUGAAGGCAAAGCCAACACAGGAGGAAAGGAGAUGUUUUAACUAUAGAAUGUGUUGCUAUUUGUGAAGGGAAAUGAGUUUGAUAUUACAUUAUAUUUUUAAUAACUACGUUAGCUUUUAUUUAUAACCUUAUUUUCUAAUACAAGCUUUGUAGAGCACAAAUCUUAUUUAACAUAAAGUAAGACAGAAACAGUGUAUUUUGCUUUCUCCAGCAAAAUACUAUAUCUACAAUUUUUAUUGGUACUGGUGAUGAUAAAUGACUAAUCACAAGGGAGAACAGAAUAUGUUCUCAGCAGGUAUAGACAACCAGUUAGGCAAAUAUUACUUUCCAGAUUCCAUUUUAAACUCCUAAUUUAGUUAUCGUUCCUCAACUUCUGCCAUUUGCAGACAGAACUGGGAGUUAGUUUGAUCUCAUGAUAUUUUCAAAGUGGCCUUUAUGAAGUUAAUGAACAAUAUAUUAGGUCCUGCAAAAAUCAAGAUGUGAAAUAAGUAAUACUUAGCUGUGAGUAUUCAUAAUUACUGAUACGUAAGCAUCAGUCUUCACAGGCAGAUGCAAAUGUACAAAGUGAAGCAUGACUGUUUAUUUAUCUAUUAUUAUGUUUUUUAAAAUAUUUUCCUAACUGUAGUUUAUUCUUGUGCUGCUUCAACUGUAUGGUCUGGACCAAACCCACUUUUUUGUAGGCAUGAAAUAACUAU
This is a messenger RNA of Phasianus colchicus (ring-necked pheasant), 9226 nucleotides long. Lineage: Eukaryota; Metazoa; Chordata; Aves; Galliformes; Phasianidae. The record is from RefSeq and is a predicted model, not a curated record.